AUGUACAGCCCCAACCAAAAUGCGCGCCCGCGCAGCGGUCUGUCCUCUCCGCCUGAACAGGAGAAGGAGGGACUGCUCGCCGAGCUUGACAAGAUCGCGCCCAUCAAGAGCUUCGACGCAUUCCCAAAGGUGCAGGCAACGUACACAGCUCACUCGCGACGAGGCGGCGUCCUCACCGUGAUUGUUAGCCUGGCGAUUUUCCUUCUCGUUCUCCCAGAUUACUCCUUCUCCAUUGACUCGGGCUUGGAAGACAACUUGCAACUAAAUGUCGACCUGACUGUGGCGAUGCCGUGCCAGGACCUAUCCAUCGACCUGCGUGACGCGGUCGGAGACCGCCUGCAUUUGAGCAAUGCCUUUGCGAAGGAAGGGACCGUAUUUGAGGUCGGCCGGGCAACACAUCAGAAGCUGUCCAAGGCAUCCAAGACGCCAUCUGCGUCCAAGAUCAUCUCGGAUGCGCGCCGCUCGACCCCGAAUCAGAAGAAGUCGCUGUCUGGUGUGCGCAAGUUCUUCUCCUCGAGCGGAGCACAGCAGAAGCACUUCCAGUACCGUCCCACUCAUAAUUUUGUCAAGGACGGACCCGCAUGCCGCAUCUACGGCAGUGUGUCCGUCAAGAAGGUGACCGGCAACUUGCACAUCACGACACUUGGGCACGGAUACAUGAGCGGGCACCACACCGACCACGACCUCAUGAACCUGACUCACGUUAUUCACGAGUUCUCGUUCGGACCCUUCUUCCCCGCCAUCGCCCAGCCGCUUGACAUGAGUCUGGAGACUACGGAUGCCGCAUUCGCAGCUUUCCAGUACUUCCUCCGUAUUGUCCCGACCACGUACAUCGACGCGAACCGCCGGAUGCUCAGCACCUCUCAGUAUGCGGUAACGGAGGCGACGCGAGUGUUUGAACACGGGCGAGGCGUGCCUGGCAUCUUCUUCAAGUACGACCUCGAGCCGAUGACCAUCACUAUCCGUGAACGGACGACGACGCUGUAUCAGUUCCUCAUCCGCCUUGUCGGUGUGAUUGGCGGCGUGUGGACGGUUGCCGCGUUCAGCUUGCGAGUGGCCAACCGCGCCCAGAAGGAGGUGACGAAGGCCGUUGCUGGGGAGAAGGAGGUGAUCCCCUCCUCGUUUUCCAGACCAUCAUCGUCGUCUCGACGCAGCAGCUCGUUUUUGGGAAUGGGCUCGCCUUCGCCAGGCGUUGCGCGGACGAACAGCUGGAUUUCGGGAGAUAACUCGGGGGACUGGAAACGUCGGUAG
This is a messenger RNA of Cutaneotrichosporon oleaginosum, 1251 nucleotides long. RefSeq lists its product as uncharacterized. The record is from RefSeq and is a predicted model, not a curated record. Gene Ontology annotation, cellular component: COPII-coated ER to Golgi transport vesicle; endoplasmic reticulum; membrane. Lineage: Eukaryota; Fungi; Basidiomycota; Tremellomycetes; Trichosporonales; Trichosporonaceae. Gene Ontology annotation, biological process: retrograde vesicle-mediated transport, Golgi to endoplasmic reticulum; endoplasmic reticulum to Golgi vesicle-mediated transport.